AUGUAUAUUUCUAGAUCUCUACUUAUUAAUAUAUUUUUUUUUGUAUUUGUAUUUGUUACUCAUAUAGAUCAUUUGAAUUUUGUUAAUGCUCAAUCAACACUACCAGCUGACGAAGAUACGAACCAAGUGGUUAAAUGUGGUGUUGUCAGUAGCGAGUAUCAUGUUUUAGAAGUCAAAUUACAACUUGGUUUUAAAUAUGCGGGUAUACCAGACAGCACAUUGGAGAAACUUAGUCUACCAUGGUGUAAAUCUUUUCAACUAUCAGCAUCCCAACAAGAGAACAAAUCAAUUAAUAUCCUCGAUUAUCUUGUUGAUCUACCUAAACUUGAAGAUUUGAGGGUACAACAAAUUCAAGUUCCAGUUAGUCUUCCAAGUUCGAUGAAUUUACCUAGUUUAAAGGUUUUGAUGGUUCACAAUCUUUUCAAUUUUACAACACUACCUAGUUGGUUCUUUUCCAAUAGCACCGGUUUAGAGACCCUCUUUUUAACAAUGGGAGAUAUUAGGCAAGAAGAUUUAUCAGGUUGGAGAUUCUCCAACUUGACCACACUUCGAAUGACAUUUGGCUGCCAGUCACCGACCACAUUGCCAAUCGAUUUGCUUGAUAUUUCAUUUCCAAAAUUAAAUGUGCUCCAAAUUACAAUUUUAAAUGGAUCUUGUUUUAUAGAUAUUCGUUCAAAUAUUACCAAGCUUGGUUCAUUAGAUCUAUUUACACAAAUAGGCGAAUCGAUUGAUCAAUCUUUGAAAGUUACUUUUGUCAAGAUUCCUUCUUUGUUAUUGAUAAAUAUUUAUGGUCCCUCAAUCACAUUUGAGCCAACUGAUUUAGGAGUUUUAAAAAAUCUUGAUUACCUGACUAUUCAAUAUGCCAACUUAUCAUCAUAUUAUCCAUUCAAAACAUAUCCGUCAACCUUGAAAAUAUUUGGUGAUUCAACUAUUUUAACCACCUCUUUGACUAUGCCCUCUGGAUUUGUUUGUGAUUUAUCAAAUUCUCAAAGUGUAGAUUUGAUUAAUGGAACUGGUAUAUUGAGUUCGAAAAAUAUUGGAUGGGGUAACAAAAAUACAACAAGGUAUAAUUUAAUUGCCACCAAACCAAAUAUACCAAACCAAGUACUCACAUUGAAAUUGGAUACAUUGUUGAUUGGGCCAAGACAACCUGUUUCCAUUCAAUUCAAUUCCAAAAUGCCAGAGCUGACAAGACAAGUACAAGUACAAGAGUUUGGUAUCUUUUUUGACACUCUGUCAAAACCAUUGGCCGUACAAACUGCAAAUUGA
Messenger RNA from Cavenderia fasciculata, 1269 nucleotides. RefSeq lists its product as uncharacterized. The record is from RefSeq and is a predicted model, not a curated record. The coding region runs from base 1 to 1269 and encodes 422 amino acids. Lineage: Eukaryota; Evosea; Eumycetozoa; Acytosteliales; Cavenderiaceae. The transcript has 8 exons.